Melanotaenia boesemani (Boeseman's rainbowfish) is the source of this 4185-nucleotide messenger RNA. It is a transcript of the gene vasnb, whose product is annotated as vasorin b. The transcript has 3 exons. The record is from RefSeq and is a predicted model, not a curated record. Gene Ontology annotation, molecular function: protein binding. NCBI's taxonomy places the organism in Eukaryota, Metazoa, Chordata, Actinopteri, Atheriniformes, Melanotaeniidae. The coding region runs from base 312 to 2372 and encodes 686 amino acids.
CCUUGACGUGGAGGCUGGUGUACCUCUCCGAGGAUUUGGUUAGGACUGUUCGUAAGAGGUUUAAUACGUUGUCUAAAAAGCUUUUUAUUUUUUAUUUUUUUGAGAGAGAUCGCGCACGGAAAACUACCAGGUCUGGAGUUAACAUCAGUAAAGUGAUCUGUUUGGAUAACCACACAAGCGCAGCUGCGCUCCCAGCUUUACUCCACCGAAGUUACGGGGACAGUAUACCUGAAGAGGAAGAAGAGUGGAGCAGGAUCAGAGCAGAAAACAUCUUCACUGGGCUGAGCAAGGAGAGUAAAAGACUCUGCACCAUGAAGAUCUUUCUCAGACCACUGAUGCCCUUGCUACUCUUCCUCAUCCUUCCUGAUCUUGCAUUUGCCUUCAUCUGCCCAGUACAUUGCUCCUGUUCUACUCCUGAAGCCAUUUUUUGUUUCCAGAGACGCUCCCCUACCAUUCCCAAUCCCAAGGAAGUGCACCAUUCUAUAAAAAACUUCUACCUGUUUUCCAAUGGGAUUGAAACCAUUACAGCUCAGGACUUUGAUGGUCUACACCACCUAGAAAUGCUGGACCUCAGUCAAAACAAACUGACCCAACUUCCUGAUAGGGUGUUUGAACCUUUGACUUCUUUGAAAAACCUGGAUUUGUCAUCCAACCAGAUAACCCACAUUUCAAAGGAAUGCUUUCAUGGUAUGGCUCAGCUUGAACGGCUUUAUCUGUACAGUAAUCAAAUUAAGGCCAUCCAUCCUACAGCCUUUAAUGGACUGGAGCACCUGCUGGAACUCAAACUGCAGGGUAACAUGUUGACAUCUCUACCUACCCUCUCUAUGCCCCAAUUACUGCUGUUGGACCUUCGUUUUAAUGUUUUACCCAGUUUGGGCCCUUCAGAUCUCCAGACCCCAAACCUGGAGUCACUCAAAUUGGGUGGUGUGGGGCUCACUAGCCUGAACAAGGAACUCAUAGGUAGUCUGAAGAAUCUCCAUGAGCUGGACAUUUCAGAAAACCAACUUAAGUCUUUCCCAUCAGCACUAAAGGAGACCCCAGGGCUGUUCUCUCUAAGCCUGGCUGGGAACCCAAUGGGUCCUUUAAAGGCGGAGGACAUGCAGAACCUCAAGGAGCUACAUGAGUUAGACAUUAGCAGUCUCAGUCUACAAGGCCUUCCUGAAGAGCUCUCUCAGCUCUUCUCCCAUCUGAGAAAGCUCACAGUAGCAGAAAAUCCCUUCAAUUGCCUCUGCAACUUAGCUUGGUUCCCAAGAUGGCUCAGAGCACAAAGCAUUACCUUGGAGAGAACAGAAGAGACCCGCUGCCAUUUCCCUCCUGUCAAUGCUGGAAAGGUAUUGGAAAGAUUGGAGCACAGAGAUUUUGGCUGUCCCACCACAACUACAGUCACCACAAGUACUGUCAAAACUACUACUACUACACUCUCUGUUCCUGUCACUACCUUCCCAACUACUACUAGAGUAAUUCAAGUCCCAAGAGCUAGUGACAACCCAGCUGACAAGGAGGACUUUCCCUUACCCCCCGUCCCUGUAUCCACCAGCACCAGCAGCAGCAUUGACCCAGAACUGCAUUUCUGUCCCCCUCACACCUGUUUGAAUGGUGGUACUUGUCAUCUGGACCAGAAUGGUCAAGUAGAAUGCACCUGUUCACAUGGAACCUCUGGCAUGUAUUGUGAAGUCCAAAACCCUUCUCCACCUUCAUUACCUCCAGCUGAACCUCCCAAGGCAACAGUUACUUCAGACCCACCAGAAAUCAGCUCCCAUCAAGCAACUGCAACUUCAAUCCUGCUUGACCUCCAUCGCUACAUUGAAAUGAGGCCUUACAUCCGUGGAAUCCGCCUGACCUAUCGCAAUCUGUCUGGGCCGGAUCGCAGACCAAUUCAACUGAGCCUCCCAGCAUCCUUUCCAGAGUAUAGACUUAGAGGUCUGAAUCCCAACUCCACCUACACUGUGUGUGUCAGUCCAUUAGGCUCCCCCAGUGGUAUAGACAGCAUCUGCACUGAGGCUAAUACAGCUCCGGAAAGCACAAGGGGCCCUGAUGCAAGGUCUGAGAGCCCAAAGAUUACUACUAUGCUGGUGCCUGCAACUGCUAUCUUGCUACUUCUGAUGCUGAUAGCAGUAGCAGUGGGAGUAGUAUGCUAUCUACGCAGAAAGAAGGCCAAGGGCCACCUGGACCUUGACUGUGAGCCGCCCCAACUAGAGUUGGAUGGUGUUAAAGCAGGUUUAGACAAUGUGUCACUGCCUCACAAACAGCCCCAACUUGUGAUACCUGAACCUGCUGUUCAAAAUGGUAAUCUGGAAUAUGAGGUUUUGUUAGUACAAGAUAACAGUACAUCAAAUAACAAUAUGUCUUCACACAAGCCUUCAUACUUUUAACAGCUGGCACUGACAACUGACAUUACGAGGAUUUUUCGUUUCCUCUUCUCUGUCCGUCCAAGUGGAAUACAAAGAGCAGAAACUGUUGCUUGAAAGUGGACACCGUAACAGCCGGCCACCAGCAAAGACAUUAAUUUAAGUCACUGCCCUUUGUUUGUCCAAGUAGACAUUAAACAAGUUCAAAAACAUUUGUUUGGACUUUUGAAAGCACCAAAAGUGCUUUAUUCCACAUGCUGCAUCCUGCUACAAUAAUAUUUUCCUAAUGAACUUCAUCUGACAUGCUGUGAUGCUGGGACUGAUGGUGUGUUGUCAUUGGCUGAACUUUGGGGCUAAGAGACAUGAUAAGCUCGUGGCUUCCUUCAUGUGUACUGUCUGUGCACUAAAGUGGACUUUAAUUGCCUUUUUCCUUCUCGGUAACCCAAUUCAACAGUCGUUUUUGCUGCACUGUGGAACGCCAAUGUGCUACCCCAAAGGGAUCAGUGCAUGCUGUGAAUGACCUUUUUGACACCAAAUGAAGUUGUGCAAAGAAAAAAUAUGAUGCUUGAUUGCUUUAUUUGGAUCAAAGACUUUGUUUUAUAUGUAUGUUUUUGUAUGUUUCUUUGUGAUUUUUUUUAUUUUAUUUUAACUGUUCAACAUUGUGAAUGUUAAAACCCCUCAAUACUCUCUACCCCACCUCUUGUGACUAACAGACAAAACAGCAGAUUAAAAUCUUUGAAGAUUUAAACUCAUUUGGUACCAGUAAAGUCAGUCAAAGGGCUUUGCCCCCAGAAUGUCAGACAGUCUAAGUAGAUGUGAGUCUGGACUGACUCGAGACUAAAUCCCCCUUCUCCACACUGAAGCCCUUAGUGUGCUUUGUCAUCACAAAGGGAGAAGGGAAGUAGGAUUAUGACAGGGUACAGAGGGAAUCAGUUGACUGAACCCCUUCUUAUUUACUGUACAGUGCACUGUAUUUCAAACAUUCUAAAAUUUGUCUUACAGUAAAUACCUAAACGAUUACAAAACAGCAAAAUAAAUCUUCAGAGGCUUUAUUUAUUGUAUAUAUUCCCUGUAAGGGAAAGUGUGUUGUCCCACAACCACAAUUCAAAUACACCACAUCACUCAGCCUGGCUGAAACAAGUAAAGCAAAUAGUGGAAUAGUGAAAUUGUGUAUUGUGCUUCUCUUGAGUAAAAAUAACCUGCUUGAUGACGUGCUAUGCACAAUCUUACAUUGGCAAGGAAGGCCCCUGUUUUGCUUGCUUGUACCUAGAAAGACUAUGAAAAGCCAGAUGCACUGUUCUGUUGAGGAAAAAAGGAACACAGUGCUAAAAUCUGUGAAUAUACCACAAAGGAGUUAAGUAGUAUGUUUGUGUGUGAGUAUGUAUGUGUGUAGAUCUUUUAACCUCUGUGAUGAUGCAAGUACAUGUUCUGUCUUGUGCAGAAACCAGCAGACAUCAAGUUACCAUCAGUUUCUCCCUUAAUAUACCCACAUGCCUAUGAGUACUUAAAGCCCCAACAAUUCUAUCUAUGAGGAAACACACCAAAGAGUUAUGUGAAUACCAAGUUGCACACAGUAUUUCCAGCUCACAAUUUAAAUUUCCCUCCCAGCAAAUGCCUUUAAAUCACAUAAUGCAACUGGAAUAUUUGUCUGCAAAAUAGAAUACAUUGAGGAUAACCAAAAGUAUUUUCAAUGUGAUUGUUAAUUUUUCCCUGUUUAUUUUGGGAAACUCUUAUUUGUUGUUGUCGUUUCUUUUUUUUUUAUUUUGUGAACAUAUUUGUAUAAAUGGAAAAAGUGAUAUUAUUAAAUGAAAAUACAAAAGUAAAUAAUACUGUUUGC